AUGAGUUUGAACACGCAGACCCGACUGCAGACGGCUGCUGACGCCUUGCUCUUCACUGUGCAGAAGACCACGAGCCACCCAGAGCCCAUGCAGAACGGAGAGGCCAUGAGUCCAGACGCACAGGACUCCAGAGGACCGGCGGGGCAGGAGGAGCACCAGGGAGCCGUCCCGUCAGCGCCGCCGCUGCCCCAGGAGCCUCAGCCGUGUCCGAGGCCCAGACUGGUGUUUCACACGCAGCUGGCGCACGGGAGCCCCACGGGACGCAUUCACGGCUUCACCAACGUCAGGGAGCUUUAUGCCAAGAUCGCCGAGGUCUUCGACAUCUCUGCUUCUGAGAUCCUCUUCUGCACGCUGAACUCGCACAAAGUGGACAUGCAGAAGCUUCUGGGCGGUCAGAUCGGUCUGGAGGACUUCAUCUUUGCGCACGUGAGGGGAGAAACUAAAGAGGUGGAGGUCGUUAAAACCGAGGACGCGCUCGGUCUCACCAUCACCGACAACGGCGCGGGAUACGCCUUCAUUAAAAGGAUAAAGGAAGGCAGCACCAUUGACCGAAUCAAGACGGUGUGUGUGGGCGAUCACAUCGAGGCCAUUAAUGACCAGAGCAUUGUGGGAUGUCGACAUUAUGAAGUGGCCAAGAUGCUAAAGGAGCAGCAGAGAGGAACGCCAUUCACCCUGCGCCUGGUCGAGCCCAAGAAAGCCUUCGACAUGAUAGGCCAAAGGACGCGAGCGCCAAAGUCCAGCGAGGGCAAAAUGGUUAGUGGGAAAGAGACGCUGCGGCUGCGCUCCAAAGGAUCGGCCACACUGGAGGAAACCCCCAGUGAGUUCGAAGACAAGGCCAUCAAGAAGGUCGAUGACCUCCUGGAGAGUUACAUGGGGAUUCGAGACCUUGAGCUCGCUACUACCAUCGUAGAAGCCGGGAAGAACAAGAGGAACCCAGAUGAUUUUGCCGAGGCACUCGACUCAGUUCUGGGUGACUUCGGUUUUCCUGAUGUCUUUCUGUUUGACGUUUGGGGCGCUAUGGGAGACGGGAAGAACGGACGCCUUUAAGAGAGUACAUCAGACAUCUAAGAGACAUUCAAGCUUGACGUCUGUCAUCUGUUUUCAUAUACUCAAUCCUCCCAAUUCCCACCUUUAUCCUGAGGAAGGAGAACGUCAAGGUAUUAGCGGCUAAUCAGCAUGCUAACGCAAACAUCAAGUGUGUAAAGCUGUAUGAUUAAGUAGGUCAGACUGUAUUUCCCACCAAUGUUUAUAGCGAACUAGGAUAUAUACCAAUCUUUUAAAGUGUUUUACAUGAUAACUUUGACAUUUAGAAGUAGUAUAUGUUAGCUUAGCUUAGACUAGCCUUUCCUUGAUUUGAUGUCUUUUGUGUUAUUUAUAAAUACAUUGUGUUACUGGUGAAAUGAAUGAUCUUUUACGAUUAAUGACAGAUCUUGUGACACGAUUAGCUUGUGUAUAUAUGAAUAAUAUUUAAUCAAUUCUGUGCACAUCUAAUGUGUGUUUAACUUAAAAAUCUACUAAAUGCGUAUUGUAUAUCCUGUUUUACAACUGUUUUAGAUGACUUGAUGUGACAUUUGAAUAUAUGCAAAGAUUAAAAACAUACCACAAAUUGACUUUUUGUACAUUCACAUUACAAAGAGAGCAACAAAUGGCUCACAAAUUUCCUUUAGACAAAGUGAAAUUAAAUUCUGCACAAAAAUUACACCAAUCAGAAAAUGGCGACAAGUAUAUAACACCGAAAGAGCACUCCAAAUCUGUGAAUGGCCACGCUCUUUAGUCUCGAACUACUUAAAUAUUUCUGUGUGUGUGCAUAACAUGGUUAAUUUGCAGCUAGUUAUGCUAAUGCUAAUUUAGCAUUAACAGUCAUAGCCGUGAAAUAAUUGCAGACUGGGAAUGCUUUCAUGAAUUUAGUUGACAUUACUUAUCCAUAGUUGUUUCCUGUUAGCCAAGUGCACACUUAAAUACAGAAGUUUAUCAUCAUGAUUACGGUCUGCAACCAAAACCCCCUUGUUUUUAUCCAACGUGUGAACUACUGAGAGGUUGAAGACCCCAGACAUUCUUUUUAGACAUUUAAUCAAAGUUGAAACAUGGAACUGUUGGUCAAAAAUGUUCUAUAAAUAUAAAAUUACCAUAAAUCAAUGUUGUUUACAUGCAAGAAACUGUCUUUAGUUUAAACUAGCUGAUAAGACUCUCAGCAUAAUAAUUGGCUAAAGCAAUCUAAACACAAGAGGGUUGAAUAAUGAUUUUUAUGCAGCAAUGCUCAGGUUUACAAGUGAUAUCAAAACAGAGAUGAGAUCAAAACUCUGACUGCAUUUGAUGCUAACUUUGUGUCUCCUCACACAAUAAUAGCCAAAUUUGUGCUGGUAAUAAUACUGGUUAAAUUCCUCAGAAGACAAAAAUGUUCCAGAAAUAAAGAAGAAUCGCUUUUGUGGUGGAAGUUGUCUGCCAUUUUAUCCAAGUGUGUGGUCCUCAAAGUCUUAUCAGAAAGGAAAAGGAGGAUGUUUGUUUAAGAAGUGAGCCAAAACUGCUCAGUCACCCCACAUUAAGCCCAGUUUGCAGUUUUCUACUGUAUGUUUUCACUGUAGCCAUUGAGUAUACAGUCUUGUCUUUUUAUCUGAUUUUUAAAUAUAUUUUCCCUUUGAAUGAGAGUUAAUUUUGUGAUUUACAUCCUAGUUGGUUGGUUUGGUUCAUUGCUCUCAACUCUUUUAAAAAUCCCUCUGGGGAAAACACUCCAGGAACCGCUGAAAGUGGGCGGGAGCUAUUGUGCAAAGGCUCCACCUAAAAAAAGACAUGAUUUCCUUGUUGUUGGCUGUUUGGUUCAUGGUUGGGGUUUCUUUUUAAUGAAGACUUUUCCAGAUACCCACAUUUGCGGUCUUUGCACUUCAUCACUUGACUACUUCUUUUCAAUAACUGAUGGGACACACUUAUAGUGUUAUAAAAAACACGUUUAAACUUUUAAAUAUCUGUUUAGUAGUACCUACAGUAUUGUUCAAAAUAAUAGCAGUACAAUGUGACUAACCAGAAUAAUCAAGGUU
Carassius auratus (goldfish) is the source of this 3032-nucleotide messenger RNA. RefSeq names its product PDZ domain-containing protein GIPC3-like. The record is from RefSeq and is a predicted model, not a curated record. Gene Ontology annotation, molecular function: protein binding. The transcript has 8 exons. Bases 1 to 1047 code for a protein of 348 amino acids. NCBI's taxonomy places the organism in Eukaryota, Metazoa, Chordata, Actinopteri, Cypriniformes, Cyprinidae.